AUCGGCUUCCUCAGCUGUAACACAAGAGGGGAGAGAAAAUUAGCUUCUUUCCCGCCAUCAGCAACUGGCCCCCGCAUUCACCAUUGUAUGUGAACUGGAUAUUGUGUGUGACCGGAAAGCUAUUGAUCUGCAGCAUCAGUCAGCAGCCUUUUCUCACUGAGGGCCAUCUCUUUCCCAGCUUCUAACAUGUAAUUUGGAUCCCAAUCUUUCACGUACCACACACUCCCCACCUGCUCAUCUGGGAGAAGGUCAUUAUCCCCCAGCUAUUCACUGGCAAUGGAGCAUGCAAGAAUAGAUGCUUCGUCUAUUGUCCUGCUUAUCUCUGAUUGGCUCUGGAGUGUGGGAAACUCAACCAAGUCAGAGACCCACAGAUUCUCAACGAGGUUGUGCAGUAUAAAUAUAGGGCAGAGUCAGCUUCCUGCAGCACACUUCCACAGGACUUCAGCACGACUGAGAGCUGCCUCCUCAGCUCAGGACAGAUGGCCCCCAGCACUGUUUUCAUGGAGCACAACAACCUGCUGACACCAAAAGAGAAAAACAAACUGAGGAAGCCAGUGGUGGAGAAAAUGCGCCGGGACCGGAUUAACAGCAGCAUCGAGCAGCUGAAACUCCUGCUGGAGAAGGAGUUCCAGAGACACCAGCCCAACUCCAAGCUGGAGAAAGCCGACAUCCUGGAGAUGACUGUCAGCUACCUGAAACAGCAGAGCCAGCUGCAGAUAAAGACUGCAGGAACCAUCCGUAAAAACUCUCAGUUCGACUUCAAGGAAGGCUACUCCAGGUGCCUGCAGGAGGCUUUCCAUUUCCUGUCUCUCCAUAAAGUCCAAACAGAAACGCAGAGCAAGCUCUUGAGUCGCUUCCAGAAGAGCCAGUCGGCUGCGCCAGAGGUCAUCUGCUCCCCUUCCAGCCAGAACACCCCAAAGCAAGCAUCCCUGAAGAACGUUAAUGCUCUCUGGAGACCCUGGUAG
Molecule: messenger RNA, 965 nt
Organism: Emys orbicularis (European pond turtle)
Lineage: Eukaryota; Metazoa; Chordata; Testudines; Emydidae
Product: transcription factor HES-5-like
Exons: 4
Coding region: 480-965 (161 amino acids)
Biological process (GO): regulation of neurogenesis; regulation of transcription by RNA polymerase II; anterior/posterior pattern specification
Cellular component (GO): nucleus
Molecular function (GO): protein dimerization activity; DNA-binding transcription factor activity, RNA polymerase II-specific; RNA polymerase II cis-regulatory region sequence-specific DNA binding
Source: RefSeq, a predicted model, not a curated record